Hemiscyllium ocellatum (epaulette shark) is the source of this 6766-nucleotide messenger RNA. It is a transcript of the gene vps39, whose product is annotated as VPS39 subunit of HOPS complex. Gene Ontology annotation, biological process: endosomal vesicle fusion; autophagy; vesicle-mediated transport. The transcript is spliced from 25 exons. Gene Ontology annotation, cellular component: cytoplasm; membrane. Lineage: Eukaryota; Metazoa; Chordata; Chondrichthyes; Orectolobiformes; Hemiscylliidae. The coding region runs from base 57 to 2687 and encodes 876 amino acids. The record is from RefSeq and is a predicted model, not a curated record.
AGCUGAUCGGAGUUUGUUUUACUGGCCGUUCUGUGCGGGCGGUCUAUGUCGCCGAGAUGCACGACGCCUACGAGUCGGUGCCGAUUUUGGAGAAGCUGCCGUUGCAAAUCGAUUGCAUAGCGGCCUGGGAGGAUAGACUUCUUGUUGGUACUAAGCCAGGACAUCUUCUCCUGUACAGGAUCAAGAAGGAAUUAGGUAGCAACAGAUUUGAAGUCUUAUUAGAAAAGUCUAACAAGAACUUUUCAAAGAAAAUUCAGCAGUUAUAUGUUGUAUCCCAAUUUAAAAUACUGAUCUCUCUCCUGGAAAAUAAUAUUUAUGUUCAUGACUUGCUUACGUUCCAACAAAUUACUGUGGUUACCAAGGCCAAAAGUGCCAGUCUGUUUUCGUGUGACUUAAAGCGAUCUGACAGUGAUGAGCUGAUUCUCAAUAUGUGUGUAGCUGUGAAGAAGAAACUUCAACUCUACUACUGGCGGGACCGAGAGUUUCACGAAACGCAGGCAGAUUUCAGCGUUCCUGAUGUUCCUAAGUCGAUGGCUUGGUGUGAGAAUUCUAUCUGCGUGGGCUUUAAAAGAGAUUAUUAUCUUAUUCGGUUGGAUGGGAAAGGUUCAAUAAAGGAGCUUUUCCCAACUGGGAAGCAGCUGGAGCCUCUUGUGACUCCUUUGGAUGACCAAAAGGUGGCAGUUGGGCAAGAUGAUUUAACGGUGGUACUGAAUAAGGAUGGAGUCUGCACUCAGAAAUGUGCCCUGAACUGGACAGAUAUUCCACUUGCCAUGGAACAUCAGUCGCCUUAUAUCAUAGCAGUGCUGCCACGAUAUGUGGAGAUCCGUACCUUUGAACCACGCCUGCUGGUACAGAGUGUAGAGCUGCAGAGGCCACGUUUUAUCACAUCGGGAGGGCCUAAUAUUGUUUAUGUGGCUAGCAAUCACUUUGUAUGGCGACUGGUACCAGUUUCAAUUGCAACUCAGAUCCGACAGCUUCUUCAGGACAAGCAAUUUGAAUUGGCCUUGCAGCUUGCUAAAAUGAAAGAUGACUCCGAUAGCGAUAAGUGGCAGCAGAUCCACCAUAUUCAGAACUUGUUUGCUUUCAAUCUGUUUUGCCAAAAACGCUUUGAUGACUCCAUGCAGGUCUUCGCGAAGCUUGGCACAGAUCCCACUCAUGUAAUUGGGCUGUAUCCAGAUCUGUUGCCAGCUGACUACAGGAAACAGCUUCAGUACCCAAAUCCUCUUCCCACGUUAUCCACUGCAGAACUGGAGAAGGCACAUUUAGCACUUAUAGACUACUUGACACAGAAACGAACUCACUUGGUAAAACAGUUGCAUGAUUCAGAACCCUCUACCACAUCACCCCUGGUGGAAGGGACACCAAUCAUCAAGUCAAAGAAAAAAUUGCUCCAGAUCAUUGAUACAACAUUACUGAAGUGUUAUCUUCAUACAAAUGUGGCUCUUGUGGCCCCCCUCUUACGGUUGGAGAACAAUCACUGUCACAUUGAAGAAAGUGAACAUGUACUGAAGAAAGCGCACAAAUACAGCGAGCUCAUCAUUCUGUAUGAAAAGAAGGGUCUGCAUGAGAAAGCCCUGCAGGUUCUCCUAGACCAGGCAAAGAAAGCCAAUUCACCACUAAAAGGCCAUGAGCGAACUGUGCAGUACCUCCAACGACUGGGGAAAGACAACUUGAAUAUUAUUUUUGAGUUUUCUCUAUGGGUUCUAAAAGCAUGUCCAGAAGAUGGGUUAAAGAUAUUUACAGAGGAUCUGCCUGAGGUGGAGAACUUACCAAGAAUCAAAGUGUUGGACUUCCUAAAGGAUAGCUGUAAGGAUCUUGCUAUUCCAUACCUGGAACAUAUUAUCUAUAUCUGGGACGAAACUGGGCCAGUCUUCCACAACUGCCUGAUCCAACUAUAUCGUGAGAAGGUGCAAGCCCUGAUGAAGGAAUACCUCAAUUCUCUGCCUGAGGAUGAGAUUCCUGUUCCUGCUGGAAAUGAGGAUGGGGAGUUGGGAGAGUAUAGAAACAAGCUGUUGUGUUUCUUGGAAAUUUCCACACAUUAUCAACCUAGCAAGCUCAUCAGUGACUUUCCAUUCGAUGGGUUACUGGAGGAGCGAGCAUUGCUGAUGGGUCGGAUGGGUCUACAUGAACAAGCCCUUUUUAUUUAUGUUCACAUACUGAAGAAUAUCAAAAUGGCAGAAGAAUACUGUCACAAACAUUAUGACUGGAACAAGGAAGGUGACAAAGAUGUGUAUCUUUCUCUACUACGUAUGUAUUUGUCACCUCCUGAUAUUCAUUGUGUUGGACCAAUCCGGAUGGAAAUACUAGAGCCACAGGCAAAUCUUCAGGCUGCACUGCAAGUACUAGAACUGCACCACAGCAAACUUGACACCACAAAGACUUUGAAUCUGCUACCUGCCAACACGCAAAUCCGGGAGAUCAGAGUAUUUCUGGAGAAUGUCCUUGAAGGAAAUGCUCAGAAACGACGCUGCAAUCAAGUUAUGAAAGGGCUCCUUCAUGCAGAGUUCCUUCGUAUCCAGGAGCAGAGGAUUUAUCACCAGGAGGUGAAAUGCAUCAUAACAGAGGAAAAAGUCUGUCGGGUCUGCAAGAAGAAAAUUGGAAACAGUGCUUUUGCUCGUUACCCGAAUGGAGUUGUGGUCCAUUAUUUCUGUUGCAAAGACCGCAAGGUUUGUCCCACAGAGGCAUAGAUGUGACGAGUCAAAAUCAGGAUGCAAGACCCUCCUGUGUUCUCAGUCGACAUUUGAACAAGAUGAACUUUCAGAUAGGUGGCCUGACUCUGUGUUAGAGGAUGAGUGGGCAGAUGGUAUGCACUGUGUAAUAUAUUGUUAGUUUCAUUAAUAUUGUGUACAGAAACUGAUAUUGGCAUGGAUGCUCUAUACUUACAUUUGUGAAUUGCUGAGAAAUUGGAAGCUAACUUCUGUGUACAGUUGUAUAUUUGACCUUUGCCAUUUCCAGAAAAUAGUUGCACUAAAUCCAGAGAGUCUGAAAGAGCACUGUCUGAGUGCUUCAGGUUUUUUUUUUAAAGACUCUAUUUUUGGACUUCUCUAGAGAUUAAAUUCCUUAUGAAGAGGUGUGACAUUUUGAGGGUUUACCUUAAAUCUUCUGUUCAGAUUGUAAUUUCAUCCUUUAUUUGCACCUUGCAUUUAUUAUGAGUGUUGUGUGCCUUGUUCUAACAUGCAAAAAAAAACUAAGCUUUCAUAGUGAUGCAUUAUGUAUAUAAAUAACAUGUUCAUGACUAGUAUGGACUCCAUUCCAUGCUACAACAUUUGUCUUCUGACAGUAUUGAAGCCAUGCAGCUCAUCUGAUGAUUUCUCUAAUUUGGAAUCUUGAAUCCAUAUGUUAACAAAAUUGGGUGUAUCUUGUAACUUAUCUUCACACGUGCUUAGAAGUCUAGUUUGAAUUGAAAAAAUAAUUUUGUUGUGCAAAAUACCACUUUAGAUUUCUUUCACUUUUAAAUCUCACUUAUUAAAGUAACUUGUAAUUUGAAGUACAAAACCAAUCCCCGCCUCUUUGGCUGGGAAGCAAUUUUGUAGUUGCACUUGAUUUGUUUCCCUUCAUCAUCUGCCUAUCUGAAUUGAAAGAAGAAACAAAACCCAAGGAUUUUUAACUGCUGAUUGCCAGUAUUUGAAGUGGAAAUUCUGAGUUUAUGAAUGUCAGAUAAGAAUAUGACUAAGUUCAGUGGUGAUCCUCUGCACCAUUCCUCCAGAACUAUUGGACAAAAAUCAGUACCCAGGCAAUAUGAAUGAUCUACCAGAGGACUAUGGGACUGCUGCAAUCUUGUCUUUUGGUUACAAUCAGUUCUGCUGUAAUGCAUGUUUCAUCAAUGCGAAUUGGCUUUAACGCAAUUGAAGAAUUUAGGCCAUUAUUUGUAGAGAACAAACUUUCCUAACCUGUAUUAGGUAUAAUACGAUCCCAGCCCAUUAGUUUAAAUGAUGCUGCUGCUAUGAGUUUUUCUUAUAAUGUGGGAUCGCAUGGAAACGGAACUAUCAUGUUACAUCAGAACUGACUGCGUAGUAAUGACUAAAAAAGUAAAUUUUAAACAGUAUUCAAAAUGAAUGGGAAUGUUUUUGUGUAUCUGGCUAAAUGCAAUUGGUGAUGUCUGGUUGUCAAAAUGAAUUUGUUCCAGUAUAAAUCCUGUUGAGUGCUUAGAACCAAGUUUGAAUUUUAAUAUUUAGCGGAUGGUUAGAUUUUGGAAAUGGGUUUAUAGUUUUGUUUCAAAAAUUGUUGCUGUUUCUAAAGUGGAAGAUGUUGAAAAUUGUCUUUCUGCACGUUCUCAUCUGAAUUCUAUACAUGCCAUCUAUUCCAAUGAGCUGGGAUACUGUAAAAUCACGUAAAUUCUGAUCAAUUAUUUACUUUUGACAACACUUUUAAGAACAGUAUGUGGAAACAAAAGUUGAAGACUAGAAAAUGGAGUUUGAAGAAGUAAUUUGUUAUUGAUUAUUCCGGAUAGUAAGCCUCAAGGGUACAAAACAUCCAUGUCAGUUUUGCAUGUCAGUCUUUCGGUACACUAUUCUGAAUUGUUAUGUUGAUCCUAAAUUUAGGAUUAAUUUAGGUACUCGAGUAAUAGUCAAAUUUUUUUCGACCUUUUAAGAUUAUAUUCAUACCUGUCAAAAUUCAUACCAUAUUGUUAGCAGAAAUCCAACUAUCUCUAAACAAAUAAAGAAAAAUGAACAAUGAAUUUCAGUAAUUCUGAAAACCCGAAGUGGAACACAACGGCCAGCGGACUAGAAGACUGGGAGCAUAGCGAAACAACUGGCAGACUGGAAAGCUGGAGUGGGACGUGACGACCAGCACACUGAUUCAUCUGUUAUCUAUGAAGAACUAUGGUCGACUUUUGCAUGAGAUAUGUGGAAAAUUCCAGAUUAUUUGGCCAAAAAUAGGGGGUUGACUUUUACAUGAGAGCGACAAUACUCGAGUAUAUAUGUUAAUUCCUAAUGGCCUUAUUGCAUUAUUGCAUUUCAACUUGGAGCCCCCAAGUUGAAAAAUAGAAAAUAGACCGAAGCUUGCUUGCAUGGCAAACCUCCAUAAAAUUAUCAGCUGGACAAAGGAAAAACAAGUAGGUUAAGGAAGUUGUGGAUAUCAAUAUACUGAAUUCUGUCUUCUGGAGAACAAACAAAAAUCCAGACUGACCAUAGAUCUGCAUUGUGUCUAAAUGUUGGAGUGCUCACCUACUUAAAUUGGGAUAAUAUCUGGAAGAACAGAAAUAAUUUGGAAGGCAGAGAUAAGGCGUUAAUCAUGGAUAAAAUAUUUAAAUGGACUACUUGUGCAACAGAUGACAUCACAUUAACAAUACAGCAAGUCCUCAUUUAAUGUUGUGUAGGGUUCCUGGAAAUGAUAACUUUCAGUGAAACUUUGUUGCAGUUGGGUUUCGCCAGACCUAUUUUAUCAGAGCAAAACAAUUAUACCAAGUUUAAAUAUUUUGCAUUACUAAAUUUCUACAUUGGUGAAUGAAAUAAUGUAUAAAAGGAUAAACAAUAAAAGUGUAACUUGCUACUUAUAGUACCUUCUUUUCACCAGUAUUCCUGCUUCCUAACCCUUCUGCUCCUUUUCCUCCUGGUUGGUCCAGACCCUUCGUGAGCCAUGGCCUCUGACCUUUCCUCUGACCACUUUUCCUGGUUUACGUUCCCACUCAAGAUCCAGAAGCUGGAGCUGCAGUGUUAUCGAAGCGAGAGUCCUGAUUGUUCAGAUGUGCUGGGGCUUUUGCAGUAUUUUUUCAAAUGUUCCCACUUGCAUCUCCUUAACCCUCACUUUGAGCAUGGUUUGGGAGAAGGCAGGAGCAGCUUUGAAAAUAAUGUGAUGAUCACAUGAAUUACAAAAGACCCAGCAGCGCUCAACCAUAGGUGCUUGCACUUCCACAAUAUUAGGCCCUCAACUUUGGAUCAAAUCUGGAUCAUGAAUGGGAAUGCAGAGAUGUAAGUAGAGCAUGGGUGAGCUAAGGAGUGAGAAUAAGGUUAUAACCCAUAGGUUGACAAAUGGGGAGAAGUCAUUACCUAAAGCUUCAAGGGGGCAAGAAAGGGGGCAAUUCUGAGGACAAGGAGCAAAUGCAGUGUCAAUAGUUUUGUGCAGGAAUCAAUGUUAAAACAAAUUUUGCAAUGCUGAACAGGAUGAUGGACCCAAUUAACUUUCUGACAUUAAAGUGAAAUUAUAUCGAACAGGGUAACUUCAAAUGAGGUCUUUCUGUAUUACAUUCUGCACCAUGCAGACAAUAAAGGAAGUUGAUUGAAUAGUGAUGAUUAGGCACCAAUUUUUAAAAAUUUAACGGUGACACGGAGAAUGUGGCAGCUUGAUAUUGCUUUCCAUAUUUAUUGAAUUUAGAUCUGUGUGAUCAUGUUUGAAUGUGAUUAAUUUUUCUGUGUUUCAUAUUUUGUACUUAAAGUUGUCCAGUAUAUGCUUGUGAAUGAGAAUUUUUUAUUAACUAUCCAGAAUGAAGCAUCAAUGGCUGAGUGGAAUUCAGCUCUGACUGGGUCUUGACUUCCAUUUUUUGCUAUCAAUAGAAUUUUGAAUUUAGUUGGAAUGACUUCCAUUCGGUUAUACAUGUUUGCAUAUUCACCAAGGAAAACUUCAUUAUUUACAAUAAAUUGAUAUUUGUUUGUUUAUUUUGAAAGGUCCUGUAAAAAAACACGUAUACUAGACAAGUUAAAGUGGAAUUUCUGGAUAGAGAUGCAUUUGUUCCUCCAGGACUGUUUGCAUGUUAUUGUGACCAUUACGGUCCCUUUAUCUGCCACGUCUGUGUUUUUGCAGCAAAAGUAAAAGUUGGGUAAUGUUA